Molecule: messenger RNA, 6071 nt
Organism: Diachasmimorpha longicaudata
Lineage: Eukaryota; Metazoa; Arthropoda; Insecta; Hymenoptera; Braconidae
Gene: hzg
Product: phosphatase Herzog
Exons: 4
Coding region: 469-1344 (291 amino acids)
Molecular function (GO): RNA polymerase II CTD heptapeptide repeat phosphatase activity
Source: RefSeq, a predicted model, not a curated record
GAAACAUCACAGAGUCAGUGUGUCCGCGGUUGGCCGCGAGACAUCAUCGAAAAAACACGUAAAUAAGACCAAAAAAUCGUCAGAAAAAGCCCGAGAAUUUCCGAACAAAUUCUCGAGGAAAAAAAAAUCACCUCAACAAAUAAAAUAAAUAAAUCGUGGAUGCAUGCAUCAUCAACCAAUCGUUCAUGCACACUCUCGUCGCUGUGUUGUGCCCACAGCACCCACGUUUACUCGUCCAUCUGUGUUUCCCCUGGAUAUUGUGGCGGCAACGGGUGAAAACAGUUGUCGUAUUGAGGAAGUGACAGUGUCUGUGGCAUUUGUAUUUUCAGUACAAAUGCAGUGAAUGUAUUUUUACGUGUGUCUGCGGUAGCCCCCGGUCCCCCUCCUCCUGUACCAUAUUAUUUACUUUUUUUCGUAGGAAAAAAAAAUAAUAGACCACCAACUGGGAGAGACAAACUCAUGUUUUAAAUGGACGCAUCGUCCAUUAUCACUCAAGUGUCGAGGGAUGACGAGUUGGGACACUUCAAUAACGAGAAAGCGCAAUUACCACGGGAGAAUGAACCGACCAACAAUGGACCAUCGGGUAAGAAGCCCCGAGGCCGUGGACUGCUGUGUUCACUGCUGUGCUGUCAUCGUAGAGGACGAAGUAGCUCCAAGAGCUCCAAAGCCAGUUCACUCCAGGGUGAUGGCAGAGGUACACCACCCCCUGGCACUGGUUCACCCAGAUUCCUUUUGCCACCAGUCAGGCAUCAGGAUAUGCACAAAAAGUGUAUGGUGAUUGAUCUUGAUGAAACACUGGUGCACAGUUCAUUCAAGCCCAUCAACAAUGCUGACUUUGUUGUACCAGUUGAAAUUGAUGGGACAGUGCAUCAAGUGUAUGUUCUUAAGAGGCCUUACGUCGAUGAGUUUUUGCAGAGAAUGGGAGAAUUAUACGAGUGUGUACUGUUCACAGCGAGUCUAGCAAAGUACGCAGAUCCAGUGGCAGAUCUGCUCGACAGAUGGGGAGUCUUCAGAGCUAGACUCUUCAGAGAAUCGUGCGUAUUUCACCGGGGUAAUUAUGUCAAGGAUUUGAAUAAACUCGGGAGGGACCUUCAACAGAUCAUCAUCGUCGACAAUAGCCCAGCUAGCUAUAUAUUUCAUCCAGACAAUGCGGUGCCAGUGGCUUCCUGGUUCGACGAUAUGACAGAUUCCGAGCUUCUCGAUCUAAUUCCAUUCUUCGAGAAGCUCAGCAACGUGGACAAUAUCUACACAGUUCUCUGCAACAGCAAUCAUCCGUAUAAUCAGGACCAAGGACAAAUGCAAAAUAAUUCAAGCCCAGGUGGUGAGUCAAUGGGUGCUUCCUAGCCCAGACGAGAGCCUGGCCUCGCGGUCAGCCUCGUUGCGUCACGCUGCACCCUGAGGAGGGCUCUCGACGGUAUACUCCGGGCAACUGGACUCACAUGUCGCUCUGUCGAUAACAACAAUUCCGUGAUGAGCUAAAAUCCAGUACGCAAUUGCUCCUUGCAACAGCUGGAGUUGACAGUUUGAAAUAAUUCAUUCAAUUUGUGGAUUAUCGUCUGGAGAUGGAAGAAGACAUGGUGUUGAGGCUGUUGAGGAGGUUUUACAUUAAUUAUUGAACUAUGACUGAUUGUCGAUUAAUUGAUUGAGAAGUUGAUUGAUUAAUUGAUGCUCAUUGAUAACUGAGAGACUACUACUGCCUUUUGGCUUCCAUUGAUCGAGCAGUUUAACAUCUUUUUUUUUUAUGAAAUAUCAAUAUGAAAUAUUUCGGGGAGUGACAAUGGUGAUGGUGGGCGAGGGUUAUCGACUGAGUCUUCUCUCGUCGUUUGUCUAAAUGUAUACGACGGGAAAUUUUGAAAUUUUGAGACCUGAGGGGCGAAUCCAAUGAGUCCAGGGGACUUAGUCAUUAAUGACUUUUUUUCAUUUGUUCAUUCUUUUUUAGAAGUUUUAAUGCAUAUCAGCUAUUUUUUUCAGUCUCCAGACGAUUAUAAUUGGAAUAAUAUCGAUAACUAGAUAGGUUUAGGUAGUCAUUGUUCAGAGAAUUGAAAAUUUUUUGAGAUUGAGAUUUUGGAGGGAAGUUUGAGGGGGAUUAUCCCGGGGUUGAAGAGGUUUAGGCCAAAAUGUCAUAAACCAUUUUCCGUGGAAAAUUUCAUUCUCUGGAAAACAUUUCAUGUCACAGUUUCCUACAGAUCGCAUUAGCCUCGAGAUAAAAACUGAAAAAUCGAAGUGAAAAUUUUUCACUUCCGUCCAGAAUCGAAUGACUUUCAUUUUAUCAUUCACAACAUCAAUGAUCCCUAAUAAAUCAUCCAAUGAGUGAACAAUAACUUCAACCAAUCAGCCAGUACUCUCCCUGCCUCCCCCCGCGUUAGGUUCGCCAGUCAAGUGUUACGUCUUGUGCACACGCGUGGAGAAGAAAUUUAAUUGUCUCGGAUUGCAGCAUCAAUCGUAGAAUGAAUAAUCCCAGCCCUCGAGAUCCCCCACUGUCUCGUUAUUCUCCGCCUUUAAUUCUUCCUCUUUCUCAUCGUCAAAGUGAGACUGAAAGAGAAUCAACUGCCACAAACAGAAGAGACGAGUUUAAAACACUUUGUUCUACCCUCGAGCACUCCUUUCCCCCCAUCGUCAAAUAGUUCUUGAUUUAUUUUCCGAUUGUUAUCGAGCCAUGAGUCACAGUUUACGAUUGAGAGCAGCAGUUGUACUUAUCUAAAUGCAAAUUAGUGUAUCGUGUUAUAGAUUAUCAAUACAUACUUCGAAGGGGGAGGGACAGUUGAUCAGUGACAUUUCCUUGACAAGUCCCACAUCUAGUUUUUUACGGGGAGAGAACUAUUCAGUAAAAAUUACGGGAAAAAUUUUGUAAUAAUUUCGUGAGGAAUUGAUUUUUUAAAUCGAGUUAAUGGACUUCUGGAGUAAAUUGUUGGAUUUUUUUAGAGAUCAUGAUGUUGCUCACAUAAUCGAGAGUUUGGAGAGGAAAAAAUUAAUGAAGUGGAAAAAUCACACGAUUAAUUAGUUGGCUAUCUCGGUAAUGACAAGUUUUUGGAGAAAGUCAUGAACUUCUAGGGAAUUCAGACAAUUUCCGCGUAAAGUAGAAUUUUUUAUAGAAAUAAUUUAUGACAUUUCCCCUAGAUCCACUGAUUGUCAGGUGAAUCAAAAAAAAAUUUUUAUCGAACCAAAAUUUCGGCAAAAAAAUUUCACUUCAUUUCUGAAUUCAUCGCAUUAAUUGAUAAAAAAAUUGAAAAAAAUAAAAUGUCUGUGAGAAAAUUAAAACUAAGCUAUUGGGAGUAUCGUCAGCUGCGUUAUGCUGGGACUAGAAGUGGAAUGAACACGACAUUAAUGCACAAUAGCAGUUGAAUAAACAUCUGCAUAAACGACAGACUAUAAGGACUCCGCAAGUGUGUUUUAAUCGACUGGGGCUCAAUCUCAGAAUGCUUAUAACGAUUAUUUUAUUUUUUUUUCUUUCGUAAAUGCAAAAAACAGAAAUUAGUGAACAAAUUGGUGCUUCCGUAAUUAACGAGAGGGGUUAAUUGAUAAUUGAAUGAUUAGUGAGCAAUCAAGCAGCGAGCCCCUCGGGCUCUCUUCGCAAACGGUUCCGUCGACUUUUUUUAUAAUUAUACAAUUUGUAACAGGAGGUAAUUUUUUUAAAUGUGAAAUCAUUGUACUCAAGUAGGACGAGUUAUCCAUGUCCACGUCGAUUUUCCUAUUGGAAGAAUUAUUGAGAUUUUUAUUACUUUUUAUGUAGAGGCAGCUGUGAAGCUAUCACAGGGGCACGUGGUAUCGUGAUGAAUUGGCCAUUUAUCGAUGACAAAGUCGCCUGAUUUUUUGAAGAUUUUGGUUGUGAAGAAUUUUCAAAUAUAUUUUUUAAUGAAAUUGAAUCGACAAAUGGAAUGUCAGGAGAAAUGGAUGAUUAGGAUUUUUUUAAGUGCAAAUAUAUUUAUGAAGGGUCUAAUGUUACGUUUUUUUAGAUUAGGUGUCCAUCCAGACAAUUCUCUUUUAUUUUGAGCUUAGGUUACAGUCUACGACCAUUUAACCCUUAGAAUCGACCUUUGAUUACACCUCCUUGACCCCCAAGCAAAAUGGAAAUAGAGAAAUAAUUAUGAGCAGCCCUUUUCUUCUGGUAUUUCAUUAAUUGAUUCACUACUUCAACAAGACAAUUCAUUGUCAGGAGACAUUCUUCAUUUCCCUGGAUUCCUCAGAAGGAAAUUCUCGACAGUUCCGCUCAAAACCCUCCACUCACAAAAUCUUCCAAUAAAAUCAACAUCACCGGAUUCUAGUAUAUGAAUAUUUGGCAAAGAUUUUUUUCUUCAGUGUUAACUUCAAAAAAGAAAAACUUUAAAAAACCGUUUUUCGUACUCCAAUCAUCAGUAAAACUAAUUAACCACACUAAUCACCCGGUACUUAUGAUAAAGCCAAGAGGAGCAGAGAGCUGCCAAUGCAUGUAAAACAUUGGAAUGACAAACGAAAAAUGAUGAAAAUGAGAACGAGAAAAUCGCUAUGAUUGCUUGCAAGUACAAAGUUGUUACGUUUUAGAGACGGCCACGACAAAAACGAGGGGGUGGAAGGAUAAAUAGUUUUUUGAAUGAAGAGAGAAAUGUUGGAAGUAGCUUAAAUGAAAAAAAUUGAAGAGAAAUCAUGAGAAUAACAAGGAAUAUGGAAGAAUCGAGUGAAAAACACCUAGCGCUUUAACUGGAAAAUUCCUUUGAAAAUUCCAUCGAUAGAAAAUGUUUUUCAAUUAAAUAAAGUACUCAAUUUUACAGGAAAUCCUCGUUGCUCAGAUAUUGAUAAAAAUUUUGAUAAAUGAAUAAAUAAAAAAAUACACAACCUGUAUUUUUCAUAAAUAAGAAAAAUUUGAGAUGGGGUUCGAAGAACCGGGUGUAAAAGAAAAUGUUGGAAAUUUAUGUUACGUUGAUUUUCCAUUCAUUCAACAACUCCAUUCUUUGUUCUUGGGAAAAUCAGGAGGGAAAUGGAAAAAUUCCAAACAAAAGCUUUGUUCCUUAAAUAAACAAUGGACAUAAAACAUAUACAAAUAAAGUUUAAUAAAAAGAAAAGUGUAUUGAUCACGAGGAAAAAGUCAAUGAAUUUUCCAGUAGACCACCGACAGGAAAAUGGAUUUUUCAUUCGAUUUUUAUCCCCACGACAACAACAUAAAUCUAGAAAUGAAUGAUUGAAUUAAAAAUUUGUAUGUUUGCGAGUGCGUGAGAUUAUUGAUUGAUAAUCCCAAGGUAUAAUGAUUAACAUUAACAAUAAACAGAUAGUAGAUUAUACUAAUGAAUAAUGCCGUUGUAAAACGAUGCUUGCGCACGAGAAUCGACGUAAUUGAGUGGUGGAGAAAAAAUCAUGAAAAUUAAUGAAUUAACUAUUGAGAAGAUCGAUUGAAUAAACUUUUUAUAUGAAAGAAAUGAACAAUUUCCUAGAAUGCGAUUUUUAAUCAACAGAAAGAUUAUAAAACAUUUGAUAAUAAAAUCAGCAUAAUUGAAAUUGCUAUCGAUACGAAAACUAUUGUACAAAAUUAUUGAAUUAAUUAAACUGGAGGUUUUUUUGUCGAUGAAAGUGAUUAAUACGGAAUAUCCCAGAGUGUUGGACACGUAUGCAUGUAGCUCAUAAUUAACAAUAUUGCCUUGAAUCUGUAAAUAAACUUGAUAACUUCCGACUAAUCGAGUCCCCCAUCUUCAGAGAGAGAAAAAAAUUGGUGAAAGGAUGGAGAUUAAGAAAAAAUGAAUAAGUUAUAUCGAAGAGGUCCCGUCGAAUAAAUUUAUUGUUUUAUUUCUCACGAAAUAAAUAAUAACAAUCAAAUGCUUGCCGCAAUGAAGUAACCGUUGAUUUAUCGAUCGUUCCUUGUGUAGAAGAAUUUUUUUUCAUUGAUUGUCUUGAUAAACACAGGACGAUCAAAUGGGGCGUGGCUUCGUCGUAUAACACCGAGGUGACAUUAUCAUUAAUGGGGUGAUAAUGAAAUUGUGAAGAUAAUUCAUGAUGAACCAUUGUAAUUACCCGAUAAAUCCUCUUUCCCACCUCCAAACAUGUCCAGUUUGCUCUGUGAUUCUGUGUUUAAUAAAACGAGAAAAAAUAUAUAUAUGUUUGAUAAU